GCAGGAAAACGGAGAAAGGAAGUUCAGAUAACGGGAGGCAAUUCAGGCAUGACCACAGAUCUUCAGGUCACAAAGCUGCAAAGGCUCCGGAUUGGCUGGACCCACUACAAACGUGAUUGUGCUAGAGGGGAACGUCCCAAGGCAAUAUCUCAGAGCAUCAUUUAAGGACACACACACCAGGAGGAAAAAAAUGGCCAAAUAUCUUCUAGUAUGCUGCUCACUUUUGUUCUUCAUCUUGUUACAUUGGGCGUUACCUGUUGUUUCAGGCCGUCGAGAGUGGUGGCCACCACAUGGAGCUAUUAAGGCUUUCAGGGUUUUUUUGCCCAGUUGGCAUAGAAAAUCUCUAAGACUAUUGCCAUGUCUGAUAACUCUGGGAAUAAAGGAGAUUGAGAAAGAAGCUAAAUUGCCCAAACACCAUCCUGUUUAUCUGCUCUUCCUUUUCCCACCAGAGGGUAGGAGGCCUCAGUACCCUGUGGCUGCCAGGACUCCUCACCAGGAGGUUGUUGUCAAAGGGGGUGAACAGUGGAGGUCGGCCUCCACUGCUCUGGGGAGGGGCAGCUGUAAUGGCUUUUCCUCAUCAAGUCCAGAUAUGACCUACCUGUCUGUGAGAGUAAUUGUAACCAUAUCAUUCUUUUCAACUGAAUUUCAGGUGAAAUGUCUGUAUAAGAAAGUAAACUUGAGUUGGUUCACUGGAAAUGUGAACCCCUGCCCUGGUUUACAUCAACCCAUCUGUGGCACUAAUUUUGUAACCUAUGAAAACCCCUGCAUCUUGUGUAUGGAGAGCCUGAAAUCUCAUGGGAAAAUUAGGUUUCAAAAUGAUAGAGAAUGCUAGCUGAGUGGAUUUGGAUGCCCGAGAGGAUAUCUUUUUUCUCUCCAUCAUGACAGUCCUUCUCUUGCAAUUCGCGCCUCCUCCCAUGUGAUGGUGGCAGAGACCUGACCCAGCUGAGCUUGUAUCAGGUAACUGAAGUCUCCUUAGGCCUCUUCCCUCCCUAAUAAA
This is a messenger RNA of Lontra canadensis (Northern American river otter), 997 nucleotides long. RefSeq names its product serine peptidase inhibitor Kazal type 14 (putative) (gene SPINK14). Lineage: Eukaryota; Metazoa; Chordata; Mammalia; Carnivora; Mustelidae. The coding region runs from base 191 to 832 and encodes 213 amino acids. The record is from RefSeq and is a predicted model, not a curated record. The transcript is spliced from 5 exons. Gene Ontology annotation, molecular function: protein binding.